Dentiscutata heterogama is the source of this 389-nucleotide messenger RNA. The record is from the annotation of a GenBank genome assembly. Lineage: Eukaryota; Fungi; Glomeromycota; Glomeromycetes; Diversisporales; Gigasporaceae.
CAAAAUUAGCAGAUGAUAAUAGAUUAGUGAUAAUAACUCCAACUUUAACAAUCAUAAAAACUUCUAAUCAACAUAUUUUUGGUGGUUAUAAUGAUUCAAACAUUGAACAUCAUUAUUUUGAAAGAAAAGUAUCAAACAGAAAUUUUUUAUUUUCCUUUGAUAGUCAAAAUGAUUUUAAUACUUCAAAACUUGCACGUGUUAAAAAGCAUAGUUUAGCUUUGGAAUAUUAUUCAGAUUAUGGGCCUUGCUUUGGUUGUAACAAGAAUGACUUUGACAUGUAUAUUAAUUUAGAUGAGCUACAUAUUUCAAAUUCUAAUAUUUAUCCAAAUUUAAAAAAUUUUAUAAAAUUAAAAACGACUCUUGAAAUAGAGGAUUAUGAAGUUUGGAAU